Molecule: messenger RNA, 1306 nt
Organism: Salvelinus namaycush (lake trout)
Lineage: Eukaryota; Metazoa; Chordata; Actinopteri; Salmoniformes; Salmonidae
Product: hypoxia-inducible factor 1-alpha inhibitor-like
Exons: 8
Coding region: 157-1215 (352 amino acids)
Biological process (GO): peptidyl-aspartic acid hydroxylation; negative regulation of Notch signaling pathway
Cellular component (GO): nucleus; cytoplasm
Molecular function (GO): peptidyl-histidine dioxygenase activity; [protein]-asparagine 3-dioxygenase activity; ankyrin repeat binding
Source: RefSeq, a predicted model, not a curated record
GACUCGGCGUUUCUAUACAUCGGAAACGAAACAGACUAUUUCUGCAUGGCAAUGUUGUGAGCAAACACAUAGUAUACUGCAUAGUUCCCGUAUAUCGAGUUAAGAGAACAUAUUUUGAUAGUGGGCGAGGGACAAUCUUGGGUUCGGUACACGGGCAUGGCAACAGUCGAGAAUGAUCCGACGGCGAGCGAAGGCGGUGCCGCAGCAUUCUCGGUGGUCCACAGUCCUAUCUGGAGCGAAUAUCAACUUCGAAAGUAUCCUUUCCAGACCAGACCGAUACCCAGACUCUCUCACACGGAUCCUAGAGCGGAGAUGCUCAUAAACAACGAGGAACCAUUGGUUUUAACAGACACCAAUCUAGUGUAUCCGGCUCUGAAGUGGGACGUCCCGUACCUGCAGGAGAACAUUGGGAGCGGGGACUUCUCUGUGUACAUUGCGGAAAACCACAAAUUCCUCUACUAUGAUGAGAAGAAAAUGGCCAACUUUGAGAACUUUUCACCCAAGUCUCGACGGAUAGACAUGAAAUUCUCUGAUUUUGUGGAGAAAAUGGAGAAAACGCAGGAAGAGGGAGGAGACGAGAGGGUGUACCUGCAGCAGACCCUGAACGACACCGUGGGCAGGAAGAUCGUGGUGGACUUCUUGGGUUUCAACUGGAACUGGAUCAACAAGCAGCAGAGCAAAAGGAACUGGGGCCAGCUCACCUCCAACCUGCUCCUCAUAGGCAUGGAGGGCAAUGUAACGCCAGCCCAUUACGACGAGCAGCAGAACUUCUUUGCACAAAUCAAAGGUUACAAAAGGUGUAUCCUCUUCCCUCCGGACCAGUUUGAGUGUCUCUACCCCUUUCCUGUUCACCACCCCUGUGACAGACAGAGCCAGGUUGACUUUGAGAACCCUGACUAUGAGAGGUUUCCCAACUUCAAGAAUGUAGUGGGCUAUGAGACUGUGGUGGGCCCCGGAGAUGUUCUUUACAUCCCCAUGUACUGGUGGCACCACAUUGAGUCCCUGCUGAGUGGUGGCGUGACCAUCACUGUCAACUUCUGGUACAAGGGUGCGCCAACGCCCAAGAGGAUAGAAAACCCAUUGAGAGCCCAUCAGAAGGUGGCGAUCAUGAGAAACAUAGAGAAGAUGCUGGGGGAGGCACUGGGAGACUCUCACGAGGUUGGUCCUUUACUGAAUAUGAUGAUCCAGGGCCGAUAUGACCAGGGAUUCAGCUAGAGCACAUAUGUCAGAGUCAAGGCCCGCGGGCCACAUCCGGCCCGCGAGAAGGUUUUUUACGGCCCCUGGGAUGAUCUUGAUUUAUUAUUAG